Oncorhynchus masou masou (cherry salmon) is the source of this 700-nucleotide messenger RNA. It is a transcript of the gene cart2, whose product is annotated as cocaine- and amphetamine-regulated transcript 2. The record is from RefSeq and is a predicted model, not a curated record. Bases 99 to 455 code for a protein of 118 amino acids. Gene Ontology annotation, molecular function: neuropeptide hormone activity. Gene Ontology annotation, biological process: G protein-coupled receptor signaling pathway; positive regulation of MAPK cascade; cellular response to starvation. Lineage: Eukaryota; Metazoa; Chordata; Actinopteri; Salmoniformes; Salmonidae. The transcript has 3 exons.
GAGCAAACAAAAGGAGGCAAAACGGCAGGGAUUGGUCAAUCGAGUUGAAAUAGGAAACAACUUCGCGCGCUCGUAAAGCACUUCUCCAGAUCAGGACCAUGGAGAGCUCUAAACUGUGGACGAGAGCGGUAGUUUGUACAGCGUUGCUGUCCAUCCUAUGUGGUGCUGAAACGAGCGACUCAGAAAUGGAAGUGGAUUUGGAAACGAGAAACAUUCACGACUUCUAUCCACAAAAUCCGAAUCUAACGAACGAAAAACGUCUUCUUGGAGCUCUACACGAAGUUCUAAAAAAACUGCAGACCAAAAGAAUUAAUCCAUGGGAAAAGAAAUUCGGACAAGUUCCCACUUGCGACGUAGGGGAGCAUUGCGCAGUGAGGAAAGGUGCUCGAAUCGGCAAAAUGUGCGACUGUCCACGGGGAGCUUUCUGCAACUUCUUUCUGUUGAAGUGCUUGUGAAUGGAGGUUUAUUGGAUUCAAUCCCCUAUCAUUGUGUUAUUUAAAAGAGGGAUAAUAAUGUAACAUAUGUCAUUAUUUUUAUGAAUAUUUUUCAAAUACAGGCGGACUAUAAUUGUCAAUGUUAUGGUGGGACCACCAAUUAGAUAAUGGUACAUCCUAUCGUUUCCUGGACUUAGAUUAAACAUUUGUGUCACCUAAGUGUAACUGAGCUCUCUAUAUUGUGCAAUAAAGUGUGUCACAACUUC